GGAGAAAAGAGAAAGUGGUGGCAACGCUGUUGCAUUUGUAACUGUCAGUUUUUCCUUGCCUUUCACAUUUUCUAACAUCAGUGUUCUGUGAAUAGUGAUAUGUAAAUCUUAAUUCUAUUUUAAUAUCAUCAAAUGGAAUACAAACAAAUCGUUUAAAGUGUAUGUGCAGCUUUUAUUGUUGAUAUUUGUGUACAUAUGUUUAAGUCUACUUCUUGCCACAACGAAUUUAGUUAAGAAAAAACAAUACGAACUUCAAUAUGUGUUCGAUACAACAUUGACAAAGAGGAAUUUGAAACGUUUACAAAACAUAAUAUAUAUGUACGUAUAAUGAAAGGUUCUACAGAAAACGACGUAACGCCCUGCGUAGCCGCCGGUCAGCGUAAAAAAAGAUUCCCCGGCCGAUGGUCGUUGCGACAUCUCAUUUAUUCUAGUCCGAUUUUAAAUAGAAGAAGAGGUCAGACAACGUCCGGUCCAUCGAAAACUUUCGCCAAAAAAGAUGGUAAAGACGUACCGAGCGGCAGUAGAUCAGGUAAUAGUUCAAAAGAAAACGACAAACACCACGUGGAGAUCCACCAAGCGACUAGCAGGACUUCGGUGUAUACUACAAGCACGAAGAGCGGCGAAGCUCUACCGCCAUCAUUGGAAUGUCCCCUUUGUUUGGCCGAACUUACAGCGGAAGAUUUCUGCGAAUUGGAAGGUUGCGGACACCGCGCCUGCAUAUCUUGUUUCAAACAAUAUCUUCGAGUGGAAAUAACAGAAUCCCGAAUAUGUAUAGCGUGUCCGGAAUGUUUGGAACCGAUGCAUCCGAACGAAAUUCGCGCCAUAUUAAACAACGGUCCGUUGUUUGAAAAAUACGAGGAUUUUAUGGUGCGACGCGUAUUGGCCGUCGAUCCGGACGCGCGAUGGUGUCCGGCGCCGGAUUGUUCUUUCGCCGUUAUAGCCAGCGAAUGCGCCAGCUGCCCGAAAUUGAAAUGCGAACGUCCCGGUUGCAAUUCGUAUUUCUGUUAUCACUGCAAAGCCGAAUGGCAUCCGAAUCAAACGUGCGACGCCGCAAGGGCGCAACGAUCGCCGAAUAUCAGAUCGUCAUCGAUUUCUUACAGUCAAGAUUCGCAACACAGUAAGUCGCGCGUAUCGAACCGUAUCGAAUUCGAAAUAUUUAUAUUUCAUAUAAUUGGUUUCGUUUUUUCAGGGGACGACAUAAAACCUUGUCCGCGCUGUCAAGUUUUAAUCGUCAAAAUGGACGACGGUUCUUGUAAUCAUAUGAUGUGCGCCGUUUGCGGAGCGGAAUUUUGUUGGCUGUGCAUGAAGGAGAUUAACGAUCUUCAUUUCCUUAGUCCGUCUGGAUGUACUUUUUGGGGGAAAAAACCUUGGUCCCGUAAAAAAAAGAUCUUAUGGCAAUUAGGUACUUUGGUUGGCGCCCCCGUAGGUAUAGCUCUAGUCGCAGGCAUAACAGUUCCAGCUAUGGUUAUAGGCAUUCCAGUUUGGGUCGGUAGAAAACUCUUCACUAGGUACAAGUCUUCAGGUAAACAUAAAAGGAACGCCGCCAUCGUCGGGGGAGUUGUAGCAUCGGUAUUAGUAUCUCCCAUUUUGGCCGGUUUAGCUGUAGGUAUCGGGGUACCAAUUUUACUAUUUUACGUGUACGGCGUCGUACCUGUGUCUUUAUGUCGUUCGGGAGGUUGCGGAGGUUCUACUUCUUCGGAAGAUUCAAAUGUAAUUACUUCAAGAGCUGCCGAUGCAACUUCUAUUGAUGCGGUCAGCACCAAAGGACCUAAUCCUUCAAUAGGGGAAGCCAGUCUAUCACUCGCUAGCGGUAGUCAAGUACUUAGAGAUAUAGACAGAGAAUCCGCUAGUACAGUUGCUUUAGCCGGUAGUUUAAAUCAAGCCGGUCAAAGAUUAGAAGUCCAAGCGGAUCUAGCAUCCGCACAAAGGUUUAGCCUUAGCAGUUUAAGCGAAUCGAUGAAUGCAAGUAUAACAGACGAUGCGGGAGCUAGUGUUAGGGCUUUAGCAGGAUCAAUGCUAAAUUAUAAGGCUCCGGGUAGUGAUUCUUGUAGUUGUAUUACCACAGAAGACUGUACGUCAGAAAGAGUAAGAUUCGAUGAUAACGUCAGUUUUAUAACGUCUUCUCAAGCUGAGAAAACUAGCAUCGGUAGCAGUUGUAGCUUUCGAGCAAGAUGUGCCACGAUGUAUGCACUUUCAAAAUCCAAUGCCGCUGACAAAAUCAGCGAUACCCUUAGCAACGACAGUGUGUGCAUAGAAAUAGACGAAAAGCCGAAGAAAUAUUUUUCGCAGGCAGCUAUAUUACGCAGUCAAUUUUUCCAUUCCAUAAACGAUGGUAAACCGACUACCAAAAGUCUUGACGAUAAAACCAUCAUCGAAGUAUCCAAUGAAACGUUGGAUAAACAAUCACAACCGCUUAUAGUCACCGAAAAUGGACCUGCCAUCGUUAAACUAUCGUCGUCUUUGAAUUUCGAAAAUUCCAAAUUAUAGUUACCUUCUAUAGAUAUGAAAAAUUUUCUUGCCAAGACUGACGAUACGGGGUACAUAAGUUGCGGUUUUAACAAAAAAAAAAAUAUAUGUUGAGGUAUAUUCAUUCGAUCAACUUUUUAUUCGUUCCGGGAAGAGAUUUAUUGGGAAACAAUCAAGUUAUUGGUAGUUUUUUUUUAUUAAAAUUUGAUUUUUAAGUCAUAUUUUCAUCGAAACGUCUCACUUUAACCGUGUUAUGGUGUUGCACUGAAAUCGGUUCUGUUUAAUCACAAAUAUCCACUUUUAUGUAUAUUUCUUUUAUAUAAAAAUCUUUUUCCUACCUUAAAAUGUUCAAAUUGAACGUCCCAUUCAAUUUUCCACAUAAUUUAAUAUAAUUUUUAUUAUAUCGAAUCGCAAUUAUUGAUAAUUGAAAUAAGAGAAUGUUUUUUGCAUGAAAUUAAGAGUAACAAUCGUAUAAUAUUCAAUCUAGUUCAUCGAAAUUAAAUUAAAGUGCUAUUUCUUGUUCUAGAGCUUUUUUUCUGAAGUUAAAUCAGCCAAUACUAACUAGGAAAUGAAUCUGAAGAAUAUUGUGGUUACGGAAGCCAAAUUCAUCGAUAUAGUUUCCUUCAAGAUUGAUCAAAGUCCCACCUUUCCUUUUUUAAGUGCUAUUUCUUUUUCUAGAGCUUUUUCUUUGGGGAAUAAAUCAGCCAAUACUCACUAGAGAAUGAAUUUGAAGAAUAUUGUGGUUACGGAAGCCAAAUUCAUUGAUAUAGUUUCCUUCAAGAUUGAUAAAAGUCCCACCUUUCCUUAUUUAAGUGCUAUUUCUUGUUCUAGAGCUUUUUUUCUGGGAAUAAGUCAGCCAAUACUCACUAGAGAAUGAAUCUGAAGAAUAUUGUGGUUACGGAAACCAAAUUCAUCGAUAUAGUUUCCUUCAAGAUAGAUCAAAGUCCCACCUUUCCUUAUUUAAGUGCUAUUUCUUGUUCUAGAGCUUUUUUCUAGGAAUAAAUCAACCCAUACUUGCUAGAGAAUGAAUCUGAAGAAUAUUGUGGUUACGGAAGCCAAAUUCAUCGAUAUAGUUUCCUUCAAGAUUGAUAAAAGUCACACCUUUCCUUAUUUAAGUGCUAUUUCUUGUUCUAGAGCUUUUUUUCUGGGAAUAAGUCAGCCAAUACUCACUAGAGAAUGAAUCUGAAGAAUAUUGUGGUUACGGAAGCCAAAUUCAUCGAUAUAGUUUCCUUCAAGAUUGAUAAAAGUCCCACCUUUCCUUAUUUAAGUGCUAUUUCUUGUUCUAGAGCUUUUUUUCUGGGAAUAAGUCAGCCAAUACUCACUAGGGAAUGAAUCUGAAGAAUAUUGUGGUUGCGGAAACCAAAUUCAUCGAUAUAGUUUCCUUCAAGAUAGAUCAAAGUCCCACCUUUCCUUAUUUAAGUGCUAUUUCUUGUUCUAGAGCUUUUUUUCUGGGAAUAAGUCAGCCAAUACUCACUAGAGAAUGAAUCUGAAGAAUAUUGUGGUUACGGAAGCCAAAUUCAUCGAUAUAGUUUCCUUCAAGAUAGAUCAAAGUCCCACCUUUCCUUAUUUAAGUGCUAUUUCUUGUUCUAGAGCUUUUUUCUAGGAAUAAAUCAACCCAUACUUGCUAGAGAAUGAAUCUGAAGAAUAUUGUGGUUGCGGAAGCCAAAUUUAUCGAUUUUAAUCAUAGUAUUUGGUAACGGUACCAUAAUGUUAAAGAAGGUUUUCGAAAGUUACCUGGUACACAGUUUGAGUUUUAUUAAGGCCCCUUUUUAAUCGUCGCUUUUUUACCGAAUCUCCUUAUACCUCAACAUUGAUAAUAUGUAAAUAUAACGAGUAAUAAUUUUUUUUAUAUCAUACAAUUUUAAAGGGGAUUGUGAUACGAUUAAAAUAUUUUUUCCUUUUGAACAGAAAACGUCACUCUUUCUCAUUAAUCAUACAUUGAUGAAUGAAAAAAUUCAAUCAUUUGUCCCCUUUGUUUUCCUCUUCUUUUUCAUUAUUUAAAAAAUAUUUUGCUCGUGUUUCACACUCCAUUUUUCUAUAUGUGUAUAAUUUAUAAGUGUAAAAUAUUUUUUUUAUAUAUAUAUAUAUACAUUAGCCCCCUCGUAUAAUAUUAUUUUGAUGGAUGAACGUCUUUCAAUAAUUAAUAAAUUUUAAUAUUUUGUUAACAGGACCGUUUUUCCUUCGGCUAUACUUCACCUAAUGUGUUUGAAGAGAUUAUUUUUUUAAUUGUAACACCUGUAAUAAAAAUAUAUCAUAAAUAUACCUUCAA
Diorhabda carinulata is the source of this 4735-nucleotide messenger RNA. RefSeq names its product E3 ubiquitin-protein ligase RNF19A-like. Bases 328 to 2487 code for a protein of 719 amino acids. The transcript has 12 exons. Gene Ontology annotation, molecular function: zinc ion binding; ubiquitin protein ligase activity; ubiquitin conjugating enzyme binding. Gene Ontology annotation, cellular component: cytoplasm; ubiquitin ligase complex. Lineage: Eukaryota; Metazoa; Arthropoda; Insecta; Coleoptera; Chrysomelidae. The record is from RefSeq and is a predicted model, not a curated record. Gene Ontology annotation, biological process: positive regulation of proteasomal ubiquitin-dependent protein catabolic process; protein polyubiquitination; ubiquitin-dependent protein catabolic process.